Schistosoma rodhaini is the source of this 4239-nucleotide messenger RNA. The record is from the annotation of a GenBank genome assembly. Lineage: Eukaryota; Metazoa; Platyhelminthes; Trematoda; Strigeidida; Schistosomatidae.
AUGGAUUUUGUAAUAUUAAAGGUCAAUGGUCAAGAUCUUAGAAACGCAACACAUGAACAGGCAAUUCAUGCUUUUCAAACAGCUAAAGAACCUAUUAUCGUGGAAGUUGCUCGUCGUGAUCCAAACGUUGAACUAUCACAAAAAUCUGCUCCAAAUUCAAAUUCUGGUCCUGUAAACAGUUUGGACAAUCAGAAUAAAUGUUCUGUUUCAAUUCAAACUGAUCCAAGUACAGCUGAGGCAACUUUAGCCGCAAUGGCUGCUGCUGCAUUAACAACUGAAGAUAUACGUACUGUACUUGGAAUAAGACACCCUGGUUUGCCAACAAGUUUGGAGUGUAUCUAUCAUCCGGAAUUUCCUGAUCUUGUGGAUAUAGUUGAAGAAGACGAUGAUGAUGAGGAUGAUGACGACGAUGAUGAUGAUAUUGACGACGAUGAUGAUGUUGACAUCGAUGGUGAUGAUGAUGAAGUUGAUGAACAGGAUAAUAAUAAUAAUGACAGAGUGAAAGAACCUAUUACUUCGUCUAACAUGAACUGUGAUCCGAGAUCAGUGAACUGUCCAUGUUUUUCAAAUGACAACAUAAAAUAUGAUGAAAUAUCAGAUAUUCAAAAUAAAAGUAUAACAUUCAAAGAAGAAAAUGAUAGUAUCAUUUGGGAGAUGGGAUUUAGUCAAUCAGAAAAUAUAUUGAUUAAAGAGGUUACUUUGUGUCGUAAAAAUCCAGAUGAAAAAUUUGGUUUAACUCUUUGUUAUCGACAGGGUGAUACAUCCAAUACUAGUUGUAAUGUUUAUGUUGGUGAGUUAGAAUUAAAUAGUUUAGCUGAACAAAGUGGACAAAUUUAUAAUGGUGAUCAAAUAUUAAGUAUCAAUGGUAAUAGAAUCAAAUCAAGAGAACAUGUUAUUGAUUUAUUUCAACAAAGUCAAUUAAAAGUAAUUUUAUUAAUUGCACGUGAAAAAAUCAAUAAACAUAAUAAUAAUCAAUUAAUUAAUAAAAAUUUAAUGAUCAAUACAAUGAAAUCAAUGAAAAUAAUCAAUAAUCAAUCAAAUUAUUUAAUAGAAAAUUCAAAUUCUAUCAAUAAAAAUUGUUCAGAUUAUCCUGUUUAUAAACGACCUGAUCAAGAUUCUGGAAUGGGUAGAACAACUGAUGAAAGUGCACGUACAGAAGAAAGUUCAGAACAAGAAAUCGAUAACGAUCAACAUCACCACCAUCAUCAAUACCAACAACAACGUACAAAUUUUAUUCAUGGAUUGGCACAAAUAACUAAAUUAACAUGUGAAAAUGACCAUUUAAACAAUAACUCAUCUGGUAAUUCAUUACCACAAGAUGCUACAUCAUUAGAUCACAGAUUAGCGAUUCCAUCAGAUGUAUUCAGUGAUUACGAUCCAAUUGAUCCAAUUGACCAAGAACUUGUACAACUUGGACGUUUAAUGCAAUCAUUAGCAGUACAUUGUAGACAAUUAGUACAAGCUAAAAUGCAUUAUAACAGGAUACAAUAUCCGUUACCUAAUGUUGAUAAUUGUACUAGUCAAUAUGGAGGAAAUGAUUCUAUUGUACAACCACAAGCAGUGUCAACAAAGGUGAUAACAUCAACGACAACUCCAGGGGUCAAUUCAUCAUCCAUUCCAACAGAGACAACAACAACAACGUCAUCCUUAUCAUCAUUAUCGUCAAAACUAUCAAAUCAACUAACAGAAAAUUGUUAUUAUACAACUGGAAAUAAUAACUUGCAAAAUACUAAAUGUAUAAUUAAUAAAUCUAAUGAAGGAAUUUCAAAUGGAUCACCGUUAUUGUCUACCAAAGAUAAUAAUCAUAAUUUGUUAACUAGGUUACCACGAAUGGGAACUCGAAUGGAACCAUCAAUUAUGGGUUCAAUGAGUUCAAAUGAUUCGAGCAGUUCAUUUCAUGAUAAAAAUUUAAAAAUGUCAGCAAUUACAACAACUGGAAAAUUAUCCCAUAGUCGAUUUCCAUCGAAUAUUAAAGAUCGUCCAGUUUCAUCAGAACGUCAUGAAUCACAAACCCAACAACAACAACAACAACAAACUACAUAUUGUCCUGAUUCUAAUACUAAAUUAAUCGAACCUGAUUCCAUUUAUCCAGAUCAUUUAGAACAAUGUAGAUUAAAUGGCAGCGGAGAUACAAGCGCAUAUUGUACUAGUGAAAGUAGAAAAAGUCAAAAUGAUUCAUCAGUGAAUAACAAUAGUAAUAGUAUAAUUAAUAAUGAUCACAAUACAAGUAAUGGAAGUAUUACUGAUCAACGUUUCCAUUGUAUUACUACUGAUGGUAAUAAUAAUAGUAAUACGCAAUAUCCACCGGUAACAACGCUAUCUAAUAGUGAUUAUCCUAAAAGAACUAUUAGUAAUUUACAUUAUAAUGGAAAUAGUGUAGGAGAAGGUAUAACUGCUUCAUUAUCCGAUUUAGGCGGUUCCCUAUUAUCUUUAUCUGCAGUUCUUCCUGAUCCACAUCAUUAUCACCACCAUCGUCAUCAUAGCCGUCCUCAAUAUAACUCCAGUGAAGUUAAUAAUACUAAUCAUCAAAUAACACCGAAUGAUUCAUUUAGUCCAUCAUCUAAUUGGUCAAUUGAUGGGAAUUCACAAUAUACUACUCAUAGUAAUAAUAAUCAUAAUAAUAAUCAAUAUAUUCAUCCAGAUCCAAAUAAUAAUAAUUAUACUGAAUCAUAUUAUACAUCCAUUCGUCAAUUCAAUUCACCAGAACCAUCUACAUCAACUUCAUCAUCAUUCAUUUCUGGUAGAAAUUAUAAUAAUAAAUCAUCAAAUGAACAAUUACCAUCAACAUCAGAUAAUAAUGCUAAUCAUAAUUCAUUCAAUUAUAAUAAUGCAAGUUCAUUGAAUGAACAAAAACGUAAUAUGAAUAUUACAAAAGAUUUAUCUAUAAAAUCGAAUAUGAAAUUUCAAAAAUCCAACCUACAUCAUCAUCAUCAUCAUCCAAAAUUACACAAUUCUAAUUUGAUUACUGAACAUAAAUCGCAGAAAUUUCUAAAAGAAGAUAAAUCAUCAUUACCAUCAUCAAUUCAUUUAAAUAAAAUUAAAAAUUUACAAAAAUAUUCUCAAUUACAUAAUCAUUCAUUAUAUCCAUUACCAUCAUUAUAUUGUAAUGAAUGUUAUUAUCCAAUAAAGGAUAUAUCCCUUAUGAAGUAUAAUACAAGUAAUAUAAAUGAACAAUUAUCAAUAAUCAAUACAUCUAUCCCAUCUAUAAUCAAUAAAAAUUUACAUUCAUAUGAAUUUUAUGAUAAUUUUUAUUGUUCAUUAACAAAUAAAACAAUCAUGAAAACAAAUAAUAAAAAAGAACAAUCAAUAUUAAAUCAAUCAUUUAAUGAAUUAAUCAAUAUAGAUAAAACAAAUAUAACAAACGAAGAACCGAUCCUUUCAGAUAUUUACGAAACACCAUAUGCCUCUGUAACUAUACAUGAUGAACCAAUCGGUGAUCAAUAUCCAAUGAAAUCUAUAUCAACAGAUCCAAGUAAUUCUAUUCCAGGACUAUCUAUGAAUAGAACAGAAGAUUGUUCUAAUCUCCUAUCUAAGCCUAAUUACUGGUCAUCUGUUCUAAUAAAUGAUAAUAAUAUUAAUAGUAAUAAUAAUAAUUCAUCCUAUACUCCAUGUAUUGCCAACCAUGCUGAAUUAAUUAAAAUAAAAGUAGAAAAUCCAUCACACCCCAGAUUGUUCAAUCCAUAUUUAUCUUCCAUAGGCUAUCCUCCCAUUUAUCCUCAUCCAAUGUACACAUCAGCAACAUGUCAUUCUAAACAAUAUCAAAAUACUGCUGUGAGCGCCUCGGUCAUUACUGGUGCUGUUUCUUCCUCAUCUUCUACUGCUGCCACAUCUACCAUUACAGCUACUGGCAUGCCUCUACCUGGACAAGCUUAUCCAAUGGACAAUUGGAAUAUGAUGGAAUGGGUAGUUAAAAAACGCCCAGAUGGAACACGUUAUAUAACUCGGCGACCGAUAAGAAAUCGAAUUCUUAAAGAACGAGCUAAACGUUUAGCUGAAGAACGUUCCGGUAUUACAACUGAUGAUGAUGCUAUAAGUGAAUUAAAAACUGGUCGUUAUUGGAAUCGUUCAGAACGUAAAAAACAAUUAGAAAAAGCUAAAGCUGAUAGAAAACGUAAACAAUUAAAUAUAAUUACACAACAAAAUUCACAUAAAAAUUUAGUGCUGACAACAACAAAUUCUUCUUCAAUCAAUAAAAAUGUUGAUAAUAAUACAACAUUAGUUACUAUGACAACUGUGUAA